UUCUAUUUUUUUUUUCGACUUUAAUGUGAAAUCCUUGCUUCUGGUCAAUGUCACUGCCAAUUUUUUGACUAAACCUUUACCCAAAUUGGGGCAUAGUUAUUCACAGCGUGUUAGAAUGAAAUAAAAAUUAAAAACAAUGAACUACCGCCAUACACCUGACCCAAACUCUUCCCCAAAUGUCAUCGGACCAAUUCUUGUGCAAAAUUUUUUUUCGCAAUCGGCGGUUCUUCAGUUCCCACAAGCCUCUAAAACUCUUUGAAUGGUAAAAACAGUCCCGGCGUGGAGGUGGGGGCUCACACAUUGGGUAACUUCCCCUACCCGCAAUCGAAGAAAACUCUUUGACAAUUCUGUGUACGGUCAUACGUCGUUCCGUCGUGACCGGGGGUGUCCCAAAAAAUGAAAAAAGUGUUGUUGUUUCUGGUCGCCGGCGUCCUGGCGACCCAUGCUAAGUUCCACUGGAACCGGACGAGUUUUCCUCGAGUGCCCGUCUGGAAUUUCACCAUCGAAGAGAAAACGCUACUCAAUGCUGAGCAAACGGGAAAACUGUGCCUGAAAAACGUCGACAAGUGCAUGGAAGAAGACUUCAACUAUGAAACGACCGCUAAUCGACUUGCCGAUUUCGUCUUCGGAAUGGUCCCACCGUUCGACAUGAGUCAAGUCGAGGGAGUCGGCGAGGAUUGCAAAAGGCAGAGCCAGAAGUAUGUCGAAGAGUUGCUCAAAUUCAAGUUGUGGGCACUCAAAAUGUAUGAUGCGUCGGCGAAAUUACCAACGGGGAUUUUGAACGGGAAUGUUAAUCAAUUAGGCGAUUUCGACUUGUGUUUACAAGCCAUUGAMAGAAGUCUAGAUAUUAGAGGGAAAUAYUGCCUUGCUUCUAUGCAAGUAGAAGCAGGAGYAGCGAGUCCUUAUAUUCUAGCGUUGCAUAGAUUGGCACAGUCGCAUCAACAUUUCAGGAGUCAGCUCGAUGACCCAGGGCAUCGCGUCCCCCGCUUUUCGAGCGUCAACUGGGCCCUCUGCGUCCCCAACGCCUGCUCCUCCUCGGACGUCCAACUCGCCCUCCGAACCAAAAUCAAAACAAUCACCAAAAACACCGAUUUAGCAGUUCGAGUCCUCGUCGAACCAGACAUGUGCCAAUCAAGCCAAAAAGAACCGUUGCCGACCUCGACCAUCAUCACCUCGGGAAUUUUCGCCGGAAUUGUCCUUCUGGUGGUUGUGAGUACGGUUUAUGACUGUUAUGCCCUCGGAGAGAAAAAUAAAUGGAUGGUGGCGUUUUCUUUGAAGAAAAAUUGGACGACUUUGGUCACUGUAAAGCAAUCGAGUGAUGACAUCGAGGCCAUCCACGGGAUUCGGUUUUUGAACGCAUUUCUGCUGGUUUUGGCUCACAAAAGCAUGGCCAUGUUUUUCACGCCGUAUAUGAAUCGGACGGAGAUGAUCGAGUUUGUUUCCCGGCCCUGGACCGUGAUUGGCCGAGCGGCUAGUCUCUACACCGACCCUUUCAUCCUCAUUUCGGGCACUCUAACGGCAUAUUCCCUUCUUGGCAAAUUGAAGAAAAAUGGAAAAAUUAGCAUCCGAGAAGAAUACAUUUCUCGCCUUUUCCGGAUUUUGCCCACUUUUGCCGCAUUGAUCGCAUUUUGUACUUUUGUCCUUCCCUGGAUGAAUCAAGGGCCCAUGUGGAAUCAAGUAGUAACACAUCAUUCCGACCUAUGCAAAAAAUACUGGUGGAGGAAUUUACUAUUUAUUCAUAAUUAUUUCGGUUUUAAGGAUAUGUGUUUGACGCACACACACCACGUAGGAAUCGACACUCAACUGUUUUUCGUUUCGCCACUUUUUGCCUUGUUGCUAUGGAAAUGGCCAAAAAGAGGUGUCUAUGUUUUGGCGUUUUUGGCACUCGCUUCGACUGUAUGGCGCUAUUACGUCACCUAUACUAUGAAAUUAUCAAAUUAUAUUCAUUUUGGGACAUCAAUCACUCAGUUGUUUGACACAGCCGACAAUAUGUACAUUAUUCCGAUUCAUAGAGCCACUGUAUAUAUCAUGGGAGUUUUGCUUGGUUAUAUUUUGAGGAAUUUUAGAAACACCACAUUAAGCAAAAGUCAGCUCCGAAUUGGCAACACAGUGGCCCUCCUUAGUUUUCUAGCUUCCCUUUUUGGCCCAGCCUUCAUGGGGAGUAUAGACUACGUGUACAACCCCACAGAUGCGGCAUGGUAUGCCGCGUUCGCCCCUAUACUCUGGUGUUUCUCCUUCGGUUGGAUUAUUUUUACUAGUCAUUUGGGAUAUAAAGGAUUUUUCGAACGGUUUUUCUCGUGGCCACCAUUUUCACUCUGGACCAAAAUCUCCUACACAGUGUACUUGACACAGUUCCCUGUUUUCUUCUACAAUGUUGGUAUUACCAGAACAACCCAACAUUAUGGGUUUUUUAAAAUUUUACUCAACUUACAAGAACUGACUUGGGUUUGGUUCUUGUCUGUUGUUUUAACUUUAUUAAUAGAGAUGCCAUUCCAAAAUAUUAGAAAUAUAAUAUUUAAGAAAGAAAGAACGUCGGAACCCCUUCACAAAAAGAUUAGUUGAUCUAGUUUUAGUCUUUUUUAUUUACUUAAUUAAGUUUGUUGAGAAUAAAAUAAAUUGAUAAACUGA
This is a messenger RNA of Tribolium madens (black flour beetle), 2628 nucleotides long. Its product is annotated as O-acyltransferase like protein-like. Gene Ontology annotation, molecular function: acyltransferase activity, transferring groups other than amino-acyl groups. The record is from RefSeq and is a predicted model, not a curated record. NCBI's taxonomy places the organism in Eukaryota, Metazoa, Arthropoda, Insecta, Coleoptera, Tenebrionidae. The transcript is spliced from 9 exons. The coding region runs from base 397 to 2562 and encodes 721 amino acids.